This is a messenger RNA of Orycteropus afer afer, 306 nucleotides long. RefSeq names its product odorant-binding protein-like. The record is from RefSeq and is a predicted model, not a curated record. The transcript is spliced from 4 exons. NCBI's taxonomy places the organism in Eukaryota, Metazoa, Chordata, Mammalia, Tubulidentata, Orycteropodidae. The coding region runs from base 1 to 306 and encodes 101 amino acids.
AUGAAGAUUACAGGAAACUGGUACAGCAUUUACGUGACGGCCGAUAACAAGGAGAAGAUAGCAGAGGACGGCCCCCUGAGGGCUUACUUGCGUCACAUUGAUUACCAAGACGAUGGACAAACUGUCUCCUUUACGUUUUAUGCCAAAGAGGUGCUGGCAAAAACCAAUGAUAUCAGUGAAGAAGACUAUCAGAAGUUUGUGAAACUGGCUUCAGAGAAUGGACUUCCUGUAGAAAACAUCGUGAAGUCCAUUGAGACAGGUCAGCUCACUCUAUUUUUCCUCUACUAUGAAAUUCACCUAAUCUAA